Rotaria socialis is the source of this 918-nucleotide messenger RNA. NCBI's taxonomy places the organism in Eukaryota, Metazoa, Rotifera, Eurotatoria, Philodinida, Philodinidae. The record is from the annotation of a GenBank genome assembly.
AUGAGUUACACUACAAAAAAUGAUAAAGUUAUCUUAAUUGAUGGUGGCCUUGGCACAACGUUACACGAAUAUGGACUUGCAAUUCUUGACGAUCCUUUAUGGUCUGGAAGAACAUUGGUAAAUGCACAAGAACAACUCGUAAAAGCACAUCGAGCUUUUGUUCAAGCUAAAUGUGACAUCAUUUCAACUGCUACAUAUCAAGUAACGGUUGAUAGUCUAAUGAAGCAUCAUCAACUAUCUCAUGAACAAGCAGAAGAAAUUAUCUUUAAUUCGGUAAAAAUAGCUCAAAAUGUGAUUGAUGAAGAAAGAGCGCAGUGUUCUGUAGCAGGUUCAAUUGGUCCUUAUGGAGCCAUGUUAUGUGAUGGUAGCGAAUUUAAUGGAUGGUAUACAGAUUCGAUGACGAUCGAAAAAUUUAAAGAUUGGCAUCGACCACGUUUGGCGAUCUUAGCUCGUGCUGAACCUACUUUCAUUGCUUUCGAAACAAUACCAUCGAAAAAAGAAGCUGAAGCACUCGCUGAACUACUGAGAGAAUUUCCUAAUGUAAAAGCAUGGCUUUCUUUCAAUUGUCAGGAUUCUAAAUUGACAGCACAUGGUGAACCAAUUGAAGAAGCAGCUGCAUCUGUUUGUCUUAAAUCUCCAGAUCAAAUUAUAGCUGUUGGUGUGAAUUGUGUACAUCCAGAAACGGUUGUUCCUCUUAUAAAACAAAUGAAUAAUAUCGAUCGUGAUUUCAUUGCCUAUCCAAAUGCUGGUGUUACAUGGGAUGCUGAAAAGCAGAUAUUCGAUAGUCAAGGUCAAUCAAUCACAUCGUUUAUUCAUUCGUACAUUGAUACUGGUAUAAAAUACAUUGGCGGAUGUUGUCAUGUUGGUCCCGAUCAAAUUCGUGCAAUAAGAGACAUUAUUGAUAGAUAUUCAUCUUGA